This is a messenger RNA of Ciona intestinalis (vase tunicate), 1899 nucleotides long. NCBI's taxonomy places the organism in Eukaryota, Metazoa, Chordata, Ascidiacea, Phlebobranchia, Cionidae. The record is from RefSeq and is a predicted model, not a curated record.
UGUAGGCAAACACACACCCGCAAGCUUGGCUAAUUAUUACCUGAACAGUGAAAAUAGUUUAUCAAAACGACAACAACAUUUUGAUUACCAGAUAGGGGCUUAAACAUGAAGGCAAGUGGAUGUUGUGGUAAGAAAUGUCAAAUCAUUUCAAGUGGUCUGAUUGGAGCAGUGUUGGUUGUAUUGGGUGGGAUUUUAAUGACAGUGUUUGAUAUUCUGUAUGAUCAUGUUAUAUCAAAGCAAGUUGCAGUUGUUCCAGGCACAGUGAUGUACAAUUUAAACUGGUAUGAUGUCAAAACUCCAGUCUACCGAAGCUUUUAUCUUUUCAAUGUAACAAACAAAGAGGAAUUCUUGGCUCAAAAACCAGGGAAAUAUGUGAAGCCAGUUCUGCAGGAAAUUGGACCUUAUACUUACAGGGAGUUUUUGGCGAAAGACAACAUUCAAUAUCUUGAGUUUAACAAAACAUAUCCAGAGCAAGUAUAUUACAGACAAACUGCUAUCUUUACAUUUGACCAGGAACGAAGCAAUGGAAGUGAAACUGAUGUUGUUACAACUUUAAACUUUAUUAUAGCUUUGCUACCUGGUUUAAUUGACCAUAUAUUUGAAGAAGGCCCAGCAAGAGAUGCAAUUUAUACAGUCUUUAAUAAACUAAUAAGAGACACAGAUUCAGAGAUCCUAUUUACAAUGACAGUAGGGGAGUAUUUGUUUGGGUUUCAAGACCCACUAUUGACAGCUUUGUUAAAUAUUAUUGCUCCUGGAUCGGAUGAUGUGUUUGGUUUAUUCUUGUUGACAAACCAGUCAAGAGGUUGGAGAGAUUACCAAGUUUAUACAGGCAGACAUUUUCCUCAUCUUAACAAUGAGAUCACAAAAUAUAGAAAUAUGAGUGAACUGCCGUACUGGUUUGGAGAGACAUGCAACAUGAUCAAUGGAACAGAUGGCACUAUGACUCAUCCAUUUAUGGACAAAAGCAAGCCAACCUACUUUUUCAUUGAUGAAAUGUGCAGAUCUCUGCAUGCUGUAUAUGAAUCUGACUUUACUGUGGAAGGUAUAAAGGGCUGGAAAUAUUCAGUUCCUCCUGAGAUAUUCCAAUCACCUCUGAUUAAUGAAGACAACUCAUGCUUCUGUGCUGAUUUAAAUCACACAGUUUGCCAACAUUCAGGGGCAAUCCUUGUCAGCAGCUGUUACUAUGGUGUUCCCCUUCUUGUUUCUUUGCCACACUUUUUAUAUGAGGAUGGUUUCUAUAGCGAAAAGUUGGUUGGAAUGAACCCUAAAAAGGAAUUACAUGAAAUGGUUUUAGUUUAUGAACCGACCACUGGAAUGAUUAUUAAAACUGAAAGUCGAAUUCAACUUAAUAUUUAUAUGAAGCCGAAUAAAAAAGUAAAAGCACUGAACAAAAUACAAGAGGAGUUUGGGUUUCCUUUGUUAUGGUUAAAUGAAAAUGCUGUCCUGCAACCCAGUGAAGCAUCAUGGUUUUCUAAACUUCUGUACAAAGUAGAUGAUGUUGUUAUACUUCUGCAAGUUCUAAUUUGUGUCUUGGGAGCUGCAUUGAUGUCACUAUCUUUGCUCUGCUACCUUCGUUGCAGGAAGGCGUAUAAAACUACAAAGAGAGCUGGGAGCAGAAAAAACCUCAUUAUUGGACAGUACAAUAAAGAUGCAGAGUUACCAACAGUUACUCAAAAUUGCGUCAAGUUUUAAAUUCACUUUACAAAUAUAUUAGAACACAUUUAUUUCUUAUAAUAAACAUGCAUUACUGAGACCAUAUGUAAAUUGUGUUAGCUGGUGCUUCAAACAUAAAUUUUCAAUCUUAUUUUUCUCAUCACAAUUUAUUGUACAUUUUUGUAAGUGUUUUAUUUCUCGACAAAAAUGAAUGUAUACUCAAUAAAUCCACAAUUUUAUUAUUAA